AUGAAGUCUACUGUUCUUUUAUCCGUUUUCACCCACCUCUCGAUUGUUCUUGCCGCACCUGCUGGCACCUAUGAAGCGACCGCUACGCGGGAUAUUCAGCAAACAGAGGGGCUUUUAGACCCUGCUGAAGGUCUUGUUAAAGGUCUGCCCCUCCUCGGCGGUCUCUUGGAUGGUCUUCUGCACCCUGUUAUUGGCACUCUGAAUGGCGUCACCGACAAGCUCCCAGUUGGUGGGCUGACUAAGGACCUUGGUGGUACCCUCGGUGCCUCAGGCAGGGAUGAGAUUCGAAAUUUUCUGUUUUAA
Molecule: messenger RNA, 303 nt
Organism: Akanthomyces muscarius
Lineage: Eukaryota; Fungi; Ascomycota; Sordariomycetes; Hypocreales; Cordycipitaceae
Exons: 3
Coding region: 1-303 (100 amino acids)
Source: RefSeq, a predicted model, not a curated record